AUGCCGUGCCAUGGAGAUCUACCGGCGUCUUUCUCAAGACGACGAAGAAGAGGUUGGGACCCCCAUCUACAACUUCAAGGUCCGCGUGAACUUGGACAAACUCUGGGAGAUCAACCAAAUCAAGGACCUGAAGUGGAGAGACUGCGAGAGACCGGCAAGGAAACCUUCAAGGCUCAAUAUUUCCUCCACGCUCACUUAGACUAUGACAAAGAGAAGGAGGAGGUCGUCAAAGAGGACAUGAGGUGGUUGGAAGAGCGCCUGGCAAUUGAAAAUUCUGUGGAGCUGUACAAUCAUGAUACCUACAAGCCAAAAGUAACUGUGGGGAAUGGCCGAGUUGAUGUCAGGUGGCUCAUUCGGGGUGAGUUUGGCGAAUCCCUCGAGCUGCAAGACUUCCCCUUCGACACGCAGGAGCUGAAGAUUACCAUCAAGGUUGGGCUGCCUUGCCGAAAGGACAAGCCGCUACACAAGUUCACCGAUGUGGGCAAAUCCAAGGUGAUCUUGAAUGUCUUUCCCUUGGUGAAUACCUGGGAACCUCCCAGAAAUGUCACCUUAGACUACAGCCUUUCCGACAAGCGCCGAAACUUUUUGAAAGACCGAUUUCCAUUGCUUACAGUCACAGUCACUGUGACGCGCUUCCCUUGGUAUCAUUUGUGGAACAUUUCGCUACCCCUGGGAUCAAUCGUCGUGAUGAGCUGGUCGUCGUUCACGAUUGAUGCUGCAGACAAGGCAGGUCGCCUUUCAGCCUCAUUGACAUUAGUUCUUACUGCAGUGGCCUACAAGUACAUUGUGGCACAAAUGGUGCCCCACAUUUCCUACAACACACUGCUUGAUAAAUAUAUCCUGACUUGUUGGCUCUUUCUUUUCCUUGUGGUGAUUGAGAAUUGCUUUGCUGAACAAGUUCAAGAUGAGAUAGCCGUCGCCUUGACAUUCGGCAUCAGCUUCCUCCUGUACAACAUUUGUUUCUGGACCUAUGGCUGCAUGGUUUAUCAGGCCCGCAAUGUGAGGCAGUCGGAUAUUGAUAUGAAUCUUGAUGAUUCCUCAGAUGACUCCGACGAGGAGACCCAAUGUUGA
This is a messenger RNA of Durusdinium trenchii, 1071 nucleotides long. The record is from the annotation of a GenBank genome assembly. Lineage: Eukaryota; Dinophyceae; Suessiales; Symbiodiniaceae.